UGUAGCGGGACGGGAGGGGUCUCUUCCACUUAGGCAGCAGAGUGAGAUAUUUCGACUCGAGCGCAGUGAGAUGUGUAGCGCAACACAGUGAUACCUGCUAAUAUCAUUGGAGACAAGUUUGGAAAACAAGUGCUGAAGUUUGGAAUAAAACGUCUUUGUGGUUCUCCAAGUGAUACAUUUGGUCGGACAAAGGAAAGCGUAACGAGUUUCCCAAACUUUGGAGAGAGAGGAGUCUAAACCUGUUUUCUUCCCCGACAUUAGGACCCUGAGAGAGGCUGCAUGAAGAGUGGAUACUGUUUUUAUUGGAUUUUAAUCUGGACAUUAUUUUCCUAAAAUGUCCUCAAAUUAUUUCGCUUCCAACUGCUUUUAUUGUAUAGAGAGACGCGGUGACCGAGGAACGGGCGACUUCACCUGUCAUGCGGAAUACAAACUGUAGGAAUAGGAAAUUGUUUCUGGAUUAAGCCUGCGGUUACAGUUGUUACAUUUAUUGGCGCGUGACCUAACUGCAAGUGAAGGGGAAAUUAAUUUUCAACUCAUGUAAUUGUAAAGCUUGGUGAAUGAUUUACAAUUCGACCUCUCUAUAGCCUCGACUUGGUGCUUUAGUCGAUCUUUCGAAAUCCUCCCAAAGUUUUAAUUGAUUCGUUGGAUAAAACAACAGUCAACGUUUAUUUAGAUUUUUUUCCGGACCUUUACUGCAUUUAUAAUCACCAUGGUUCAUUCGAAAGGUGCUCAUGCGGUUGGAACAGAAACUUGCGGUCUGGAAUGACAUUUGUCGGUGAUUUGUAGAACAGAGGACUCUGGACAUGCUGCUGGAGCAAUUACGCUCUCCUGGGAUUUCAUAUUUCCGAGAUGCAGUCAUAAAUUAUAGGAAGAACUGAGCUGAGAAAAUACUCAAGUCUACAGCACAAUUUCAGUAAUAUUUCUACCUAUAUUUAUUUCCGGAAAUAUCCCACUUUCCAAUGGCGACCACAGUAAAACCCCAGCUAUGCGGUGUCGUCCGUUGGCUGCUCGCGUUGCUCCUCUCCCAGCUGCCCCGGCUCGCGCAUGCUGCCUCCAAGGAUAUAGUGUGUGAGCCCAUCACGGUGCCCAUGUGUAAGGGCAUCGGAUACAACCUCACCUACAUGCCCAACCAGUUCAACCACGACACCCAGGAGGAGGUGGGCUUGGAGGUCCAUCAGUUCUGGCCCUUGGUCCGCAUCCACUGUUCCCCAGACCUGCUAUUCUUCCUGUGUUCCAUGUACACCCCAAUCUGUCUGCAGGACUACAAAAAGCCCCUGCCCCCCUGCCGCUCUGUGUGUGAGCGGGCCAAGCGAGGCUGCUCCCCACUCAUGAUCCAGUACGGUUUUGAGUGGCCAGAGAGGAUGAGCUGUGAGCAGCUGCCUCAGCUGGGAGACGAGACUCUGUGUAUGGACCAGAACAGUAGCGAGACCACGACCCUCUCCCCUCUCUUGCCCAAACCCACCCCCAAAGGCACCCGCCGCAGGCAGCCCGCCCCCAAGCCCCCUGUCCCCCAGGAGUGUGACCGGGACUGCCGCUGUCGGGAUCCUCUGGUGCCCAUCAAGAAAGACGCCCACCCCUUAUACAACCGGGUCCACACUGGCCCUGUGGAUAACUGUGCUCAGCCCUGCCACCACCCUUACUUCUCCCAGGACGAACGCACCUUCACCACCUUCUGGAUCGGCCUGUGGUCCGUCCUGUGCUUCGUCUCCACCCUGACUACCGUGGCCACCUUCCUCAUCGACAUGGAGCGCUUCCAGUACCCUGAGAGACCCAUCAUCUUCCUGGCUGCCUGCUACCUCUUUGUUUCCCUGGGCUAUAUUAUACGACUAGUGGCGGGUCACGAGAGGGUGGCGUGCGCUGGGAGCGGAGACCAGCAGCACAUCCUGUAUGACACCACGGGCCCCGCCCUGUGUACCCUGGUCUUCCUGCUCAUCUACUUCUUCGGCAUGGCCAGCUCCAUCUGGUGGGUGGUGCUCUCCCUCACCUGGUUCCUGGCCGCGGGCAUGAAGUGGGGGAACGAGGCCAUCGCUGGUUACUCUCAGUACUUCCACCUGGCUGCCUGGCUGAUCCCCAGCGUCAAGUCCAUCGUGGUCCUCGCUCUGAGCUCUGUGGACGGAGACCCAGUGGCGGGUAUCUGCUACGUGGGGAACCAGAGUCUGGAGAGCCUGCGGGGGUUUGUGUUAGCUCCCCUGGUGGUCUACCUCUUCACCGGCUCCCUGUUCCUCCUAGCGGGCUUUGUGUCUCUGUUCCGCAUCCGCAGCAUCAUCAAACAGGGAGGGACCAAGACGGAUAAACUGGAGAAGCUGAUGAUCAGAAUCGGAUUGUUCACGGUGCUCUACACGGUUCCUGCUACUAUAGUCGUAGCCUGUCUGGUGUACGAGCAGCACUACAGGCCUGGCUGGGACCGGGCUCUAUCCUGCUCCUGUCAGGCUGAGAGACAGAGGCUGGGUCUGGGGCCCGACUACGCCAUCUUCAUGUUGAAAUACUUCAUGUGUCUGGUGGUGGGGAUUACAUCCGGCGUGUGGAUCUGGUCCGGGAAGACCCUGGAGUCGUGGAGGAGGUUCACCGCUCGCUGCUGCCCCUGCUGGGCCUCCAAGCCCACCGCACCCCCCUCCAUGUACAGUGAGGCCAGUACGGCCCUCACGGGACACCCCAGUGCGGCCUUGCCACCAGGGUCCUACCACAAACCUGCCCUGCCCUCACACGUGUGAAUGGGACCCUUGAGGGUAGAGGAGCCACGAAUGCACGUGUCCAGUGAUAGCCCCCCCUGUCCUGUGUGUGACUGUGAACAUGCCUCACCUGGACAUUGGACAAGAUGGUGACUGUGAUAAAGCACCAUACAAAUCUCUGGAAGGAAAAGGGACAGAGGACAAGGAGAUAACCAAGUAAUUCCACAGGUUGUAAAUACAACAUUUAUCGACCAACCAGCCUCAUUAGCUCUUCUUCUUGGAACACACAGAACAGACACAAAUGUGUUUUAACAGGAAAGAAAUGGGACGUUUGUAUCAUAUGAACACUGUGGUACUUCUGGUGCGCCUUGCUGCUUUGGUAAAGUACCACUACUUCAAAAGACCCACUAGAACAUUCUCUCAGAGCGGGAAAAUUGAGAUGUGUUUUUAUGUGUAUAAACCAGUACUCCUGUCGAUCUCUCUGGACCAUUAGAGAUGACUCACUAUUUAUUCCUGUAUAUAUAUAUAUAUGAUGCUCUAUAAAAGACUAUGGAUUGAGCUGGCCCAGAAUGCCCCCAUUAUCCAGGGUAUUAUUCAUUGUGGACACUGGGUCCGUAAUGGGUGAAAACAAAACAACUCGAGUAACACUGAUGAAAAUAUGUAAUUUUUAUUUUCAGCACGAUCCCCAGUGAUUUGAAUCACAAUAUUCUGUAUGAAUCAAGUACAUGUUUGGUGUAUCUGUGGUAUGGAUGCGUUUGUAUGCUGCUCGAGUUGAAUCAAUCAGUAUGUACCAAUGCACACAAUAUUUGCCCUAUUCUGCCUGGUAAAAUCCAGCUUGGUUGACUGGCCGGUCUGUGAACAACCUAGCCGGUCAGUUCAAUAGUAGGAUGAGGAUCUCUAGCCCAACUGUUGACCAGUUGCUGGACUGGAUUUAUGAGGUAAUCUGAGUAUGGAUGUGUAGCAGUGUACCAGUAAACGACAGUUAUAAAGUCUAUACUUUUCUCAGAGUACUAUUUUCGUUUAGAAAUCAAUGUCAAAGGUAGCCUCUAAAAACCACAUACCCCAUAAUAGCAAUUGCAGUGAAUUUAGUGCUUUGGAAUAGCCUUGAUAUAGAACAUGUUGUAAGCGGUUUGGAGGGACUACUGUCUGUCUGUCAGAUCAGUCUCCCAGGCCAGAAGAGAGUAGUCUCAAAGUGCACCUGGCUUUCGCACCUAUGCCAUUGUUACUACCUACCCCUAGUGGUACACACAGGAACUGUUCACACCAACCCAAUCGUGAAUUUAUGUAUCCCCUACGGCUCUGUAUACAUUUUCAAUGACCGUGUCAGUACCCAUCUUGUGAGUUUUACAAGUCAGAGGUUUACAAAAAAGGGCAAAACAUUUCUGUUCAAUGGUAUCCUGCAGACAUCAAAAACUGUCUUCUCACAAGGGAUAUACUGUCAUCUAUAGGAAUUGUGGUGGACAGCCAGAGCAUGGUUAACUCUGGGUGAACCAAAACCUUGUCCAGUUGCCGUUUUCUGCCUUUCUACUGUUGUGCUUGUCCAAGUUGUGUCGUGUGCUUCAUUGUUUUUCUAAUCAGACCAAUGUGUAAGUGGUCCAGUGUCUGUCUGUUUAAUUUAUUAGCAUGUUUCAUCUGUGUGUGAGUUAUACCCCAUCAUUUGUACAUUUGCUUUGGCAUCCUUCCUUAGACAAGUCUGGACUGCAGCUUUGUGUCUACUUAAUUCUUCAAGAAUGAAAUGUCAGAUUUAAAAAAAAAUAGAUAUUUAUGAAAAUGCAGUUCUCUUACUCUUGUUUCAUUUGUCUCUGACUGGUAGAGAAUAAAACUGUGGACCAAUC
Messenger RNA from Coregonus clupeaformis (lake whitefish), 4504 nucleotides. RefSeq names its product frizzled-5-like. Gene Ontology annotation, biological process: non-canonical Wnt signaling pathway; canonical Wnt signaling pathway. The record is from RefSeq and is a predicted model, not a curated record. Gene Ontology annotation, molecular function: Wnt-protein binding; Wnt receptor activity. Gene Ontology annotation, cellular component: plasma membrane. The coding region runs from base 960 to 2711 and encodes 583 amino acids. The transcript has a single exon. Lineage: Eukaryota; Metazoa; Chordata; Actinopteri; Salmoniformes; Salmonidae.